AUUCUCAAUCCAGCUUCUGCAAACAGACUUUAUGGGUGCUGAUGACAAGGUUCUUGGUUAUGAUGAAGUUUCACUUCACAACACUUCCAAAGAUUGUUGGGUCAUCAUAAACGCCAAGGCAUAUGAUGUUACAAACUUUUUGGAUGACCAUCCGGGCGGUGGCGAUGUUUUGCUAGAAGCAGCAGGAAAGGAUGCAAGUGAAGAAUUCGAGAGUGCAGGUCAUGGUAGUGCUGCAAGAUUAAUGCUAGAUGAGUAUUAUGUUGGGGAGAUUGAUCCAUCCACCAAGCCUAGUCCCAAGCCUGCUGCUACUGCACACUUGCUUAGUAAAGAGCCCAAAGAUGAUAAUGCAAAAUCAUCUGGACUCCUUGUCAAGCUUCUUCAAUUUCUGCUCAUUUUAGGAUUGGCUGCAGGAAUACAUUUUUUCACAAAGUCAAGUUCAAAUUUUGAGCUUUGAGAUCUUAACCAAAAGAAAGAAAAAAUAAAAGCACUGACCUCCAGUUGGCUUCUUGCAUGCUUGUGAUUUAGACAUUCUACCAAAGUUUAUGAAACUCUUGCGUUUGUCCCGUUUCUGAUCAAGCUUUUGCUCAAU
Coffea arabica (coffee) is the source of this 589-nucleotide messenger RNA. RefSeq names its product cytochrome b5, seed isoform-like. Lineage: Eukaryota; Viridiplantae; Streptophyta; Magnoliopsida; Gentianales; Rubiaceae. The record is from RefSeq and is a predicted model, not a curated record. Gene Ontology annotation, molecular function: heme binding. Gene Ontology annotation, cellular component: intracellular membrane-bounded organelle; membrane.